Sphaeramia orbicularis (orbiculate cardinalfish) is the source of this 2709-nucleotide messenger RNA. It is a transcript of the gene stxbp3, whose product is annotated as syntaxin binding protein 3. The record is from RefSeq and is a predicted model, not a curated record. The transcript is spliced from 19 exons. Gene Ontology annotation, biological process: vesicle-mediated transport. Bases 49 to 1827 code for a protein of 592 amino acids. Lineage: Eukaryota; Metazoa; Chordata; Actinopteri; Kurtiformes; Apogonidae.
GUCCAGGGACACGGGACCGGAAGAGGCGCAGAAGAAAAAAGAAACAAGAUGGCAACGGGUUCCGAACACGGACUGAAAAAAUUAGUUUGGAAAAGAAUAAAAGAAACAAUUAUUACAGACUGCAGAAAGUCUGAAGUAUGGAAGAUAUUAAUUCUGGACCCGUUCACCACCAAACUCCUGUCAUCAUGCUGCAAAAUGUCAGAUCUGAUGUCAGAGAAAAUAACAAUUGUGGAGGAUCUUUACAAAAGCCGAGAGCCUGUUCUAGAAAUGAAGGCCAUCUACUUCAUGUCACCAACAUCUAAGUGUGUGGAUGCCUUCAUCGCUGACUUUAAGCCUAAACCCAAGUACAAAGCAGCAUAUGUUUAUUUUACAGACUACUGCCCUGAUGAGCUGUUCAACAAAAUGAAGCUGUAUUGUGCAAAGUACAUACGAGUCUGUAAAGAAAUAAACAUGUCCUUUAUGCCACAAGAGGCACAAGUCUUCACAUGUGAUAAUCCAGGAGCCUUCAAGAGCAUCUACAGCCCCAACAGUCCGGAUAAAAAGGCAACGAUGGAUACACUCGCAGAUCAGCUCGUCACCCUAUGUGCCACGUUGGACGAGUAUCCAGGGGUCCGAUACAAGAAAGACAGCAACAUGGAGAAUGCCAAGAUCCUUGCAGAGCUGGUGGACGCCAAGCUGGCCAAGCACUACGAGAUGGACGACAGCGGAAAGAAAAAGGGAAAGACCCAGGCCCAGCUGUUGAUAGUUGAACGAGGCUUUGACCCCGUCAGCCCCAUUCUGCAUGAGCUGACCUACCAGGCCAUGGCCUACGACCUAAUCGAUGUCCAGAACGACACCUACAAGUACAAGUCUAAAGAUGGUUCAGAGAAACAGGCUCAGCUGAAUGAAGAUGAUAUGCUCUGGGUCAAACUGAGGCACAAGCACAUUGCAGAGGUUUCAGAACAAAUCCCAAAGAUGGUCAAGGAAAUAUCUGCCAGCAAGAAACAGCCAGAUGGAAAGAUCACUAUUAGCAAUUUGGCCCAAAUGAUGAAGAAGAUGCCUUCCUUCCGCAAACAGCUGACUGAGAAAACAGUUCAUCUGCAGUUGGCCGAGGACUGUAUGCAACAUUUCUCCAACAACGUGGAGAGACUCUGCAAAGCUGAGCAGGACCUUGCUGUGGGGUCUGAUGUGGAGGGAGUGAAGGUGAAAGACCCGAUGAGGACACUGCUUCCUGUGCUGCUCCACCCAUACAGCACCUAUGACAAGAUCAGAGCGGUGUUACUGUACAUUUUCAGCCUUAAUGGAACAACAGAUGAAAAUUUAAGCAAACUCAUCCAACAUGUAAAGAUUGAGGAUGACCGAGAGUUUAUUCUGAACUGGAAAGAACUGGGGGUCCCUAUAAUCACUUCGCCCAGUUUCUUCUCUCGUAAACCGACCAGACGGGAUCGUUCCCAGGAACAGACCUACAACCUGUCCAGGUGGACUCCUGUCAUAAAAGAUGUUAUGGAGGAUGCCGUAGAGAACAAACUGGACACCAGAGAAUGGCCACAUCAGUCUGAGUGUCCUGCAGCCUGGAACGGCUCUGGGGCCGUCAGCGCUCGUCAAAAACACAAACCCAGCGCUCAGGAUGAACGGCGGUCUGGCUCCCGCCUCAUCAUCUUUGUCAUAGGAGGAAUCAGCUACUCAGAGAUGCGCUGCGCCUACGAGGUCACCCAGGCCGUCAAAUCCUGUGAAGUCAUCAUCGGGUCUUCCCACAUUUUGACCCCCACCAGUCUCCUCAAUGACAUCAAGGCCCUGAGCAAAGGCCCCAUGGAGACUUUUACAAUCGACGAGAGGAGCAACGCUUAAUAAGUCUGGCCUUUCAACUAACAACCUCCCCAAACUGCCUUUAUCUCAUCUCACCAAGCACAGUGCACUCAACUCCUGUAUGGAAACAAAGACCGAAGGGAAUUGACCUUUUGCUCUUCUUUAUGUUCUAGUACUAUUUUAAAACAUUCAAACAAGGAUCACAUUCACAGUAAGGUAUGAGGGAAAAUUUACUCUAGCUCGGACAUUUCAAGAAGCAACAUUUAUUCUUGGAAUGGGUUUCAAUUAAGAAUAAUGCAUUGUCGUAGCAUUUAUAGUUCAAUUCUGAUAUUUGAUCUUGUAUAGCAUUUUAAAGAUCCAGUGUGUAAGAUUUAGGGGAAUUACUGAGAAUCUAAUUUCAGAAACGGAAUAUUAAUUAUACUGUUAUUACAUUAUUGUGACAUCAUGUUUCUACAGGGGCUCUUAACCGACUUGCUUUGUCUCCCUUCUUCCAUUUUAUUGCAGAUGAUGCAACGUUUGAGUGUGCACUAGAGUGAUUAUUCUCACAACAGUAAUAGGAAAGACUAUAAAUAGGGUUUUUAGUUUCUAUGGCUACCAUUGAUAAGAAAAGGGAGUAACUUCACUGCUCAAUGUGACUAAAUAUCACACACUGAACCUUUAAAAGUCAUUUGACCUCAGCCUUAUCCAUAGCUCUGUAGGAAAAGUUGUCUAACUCACCUGUAUGUGUUUACUUGUAUCUUUAAAAAAAAAACCAAAUAAUCCCCUAUAAUAAUUCAUGAGUCAGAAUGGUGGGGCUAAUGUAUAUACUGUAUGUAAGCACUGAAUUCUUGUUUGGUCACUUUAUAUAAUUUUGAUGUGUGUUUCUAACCCAGUAUUUACUUUUCUUGAGUUGAAUUAUUGACCAAUAAAGUUGAUGAAGUAAUU